ACAUUCUUCAUCUGAGAGCGUUUCUUUCUUUCUAGAAAACCUCUAAAUUUCCUGUGUACUCUGUAUCCUUUCCCUUUCGGUAGUGAAAACAGUUUAGUUUACAAUUUCGCAGCGUGUGAAGUACAUAAAAGUUGUGAGCGAUUGUGAAAUUUUACGCAGGAAAAAACUACAAAAAUUCCGAAACUCCAACCACACAGUCUCAGUUGGCCAUUGCAAUUCCUGGCGCGUCACGCGCCCCCUUCCACCUGCAGAAAUUUUCCGUGAAAGAAAAGGAAAAAAGCGCCACUCACACGCACACGCUUGUUUUCCUUCAUCCCCCCAAAAAAUCAAAACAAUCGAACUCACAAACACAAAGGUGCGUUCGCCGCCGGUGCGAAUUCUCUCACCCUCUCGCAGAGAGUGAGAGAGCAGCGCGCGCCCGAGGGAAAUUGAGAGAGCGAGAAUUUUUCGUCCUGGUCGCGAAAGCAACAGGAAGAAGUUCGAGUUCGAGCGCGCGCGACAGGAAAAUUCAGUCACUCUCAGUUGGCCGUGCAGUUUGGACGCUUUCCUCUGGAGGGGAGCUUUCGAAUUUCCGUUUGACGUUUUGGGUGAGUGCGUGGAGUCGCGUGGUGUUUUGUUUUGAAAACAAAAAAAUCGGCGAGCGCGAAACGAACGGAGAGAUGUUCGUCCUAGUAGGCGCGCUUGUGUUGGUGUGUAGAGAAGUGGGGUUUGCACAGUGAAAACGAAGGAAAAUCGUCAAUUUCCCGUUGAUUGGCCAGCUUGGAUGGUGCGAUUUUGACAGUGGUUUGUGCAAGUGAGCCGUCAGCAGGAGCCAGGCUGUUGUAUAAUCAGUUUGAUAGUUGGAAGCGAACGUGUUUGGUCGGUUUUUCCUCAGCCAACUUGGAUGGAAAUUUUGCGCUGAACGCGGCUCUGUCUCGAAAGGAAAAGCCCUCUGCAAUAUGAUCUACAACCAGUGGCCAAGGGUGAAAGUGUAAAGCGCCUCGUCGACGUCGUCGCUCUUCCGACGUGGAAAUCCGAGCAGGCUGCGAAAACAAUAUUAUGGAAUUAUGUUUGCCGAACGGAGCCUCCUGAGCUGUUUAUAUAAUACCCUGAUUUUCAUGCAGCCAGUCCUCUACGUGACGCGUUCGUUUGGUGUGAUUUACGACGAGUACGUCGUGGACCAGGGCAAAAAUCUGACGCUACAAUGUAAGUCACCCUAUCCGGUGAUGUGGGUGCACGCGGGCCGCCGGGACGGCGAUUUCCAGCAGUUUCAGAACGACGGCUCCUUGCAACUGAUCAACCUGACGGCUAAAGAUGGCGGUCUGUACACGUGUUCCGAGAUGGUUCCGACGUUCACGACGGUCCAACUGUCCAGCGAAUCGCUUCCGGAGGACGACUCCGACAACAGUACGUUGGACAGCGGGUUCGUGAUCUUCAGCACGGUGGCGCGCAACGAAUCGUCCAACAGUUCCAGCGAAGACCUUCCGGCGGCGUCCACGCCCCAGUUUGACAGCACUCCGGACCGGUACGUGGAGCUGCGGCGGGUUCACGUCAAGGUCCGGACUUCGCCGUUGGCGGUGUCAAAUUUUUUCGUGCGAGCGUCCACCAUCAUUGCGGUGCUGGUGUGGGAAGUGCUGCCAAACCGGACCGGCGGAUACGCGAUCCGGGACUUUACGGCGGAAAUGCGACGGCUCCGGAUGACAGAAGAGGAUCCGGAGGAACGCUGGGAGACGAUCGACCCGAGGCACAUUAGUCCGAAUGCGCGCCAACUUGAGAUCUACCACCUGAUCCCGAACACCACGUACGAGUUCCGGAUCUGGGCGAACAACGCGCUCGGUUCCGGCGAAAUCGUCACCAUCACGGCCACCACCACGCCGGACAUGGAGGAGAAAGACCUGAUUCGGCGGAUCAUGGUGGACGCGCAGAACUUUGACACCCGCGUCUGGAUCGCGGCCGUCGCCGUCGUCAUGGGAACGUUGGUCAUCCUGUCGCUGGGGACGUGCAUCGUGCUGUAUAAGGAGUGCCGCGAGCCAAUCGAAAAAGAAGAGGAGUUGGACAGUUUGGAGCUGGUGCCAAACAUCAUCCUCAAUCCGGGCUUUUGCGACUCGGACGACCAGGGCCAGAACCCGCUGAUGCCGCCCCUGCCGCGGACAUUGGCCUUCCUUCCGGUGGGACCACCGCGGCCCCGGAAUCAACCGCUGGCGGCACGGCGGGCCAGCUCGUACCACCAUCCGUCGUCGACGUCCUACAGUGGCAACCGGUAUUACAGUAACGGCCCCAACGGCGGCGCCGACGAUGACGACGACGACGACGAUUCCGACGUGGAACCGAUGACAUUCAGCCGCCGGAUGUCGAUCUUUUUCACCGGCAACACGAUCAAGCGAAUUUGAGUGAAGGUAUUCCCGGAGGAUUCGGCCAGGUUCUACUAGGAACGAGUGGAAAACGGGUCGGAGCUGGCAAAACGAAAAGAGUUCUUUCUAGUAAGUCUGAGACAUUCCAAAGUUAUUGUUUCUUGCGCAGCAGAGGUGUCACCGCUUGUCAUGCGCGCCAGCAAGAGAAUGAGAUUCUAUCGGAACGAACGGAAAAACGGAACGCUUUUUGGUCUAGGAAUUCUUCGGGAAAACGAGACAAAAUAACUCACUAAACACUAAACACUACAACGCUUUUCUCUGCCGGAAAUGCAUCAGCGUGCAAAACAACAACACUGAAACAAAAGAACAACUUUGUUUUGAUUUUUUGACAGUUGGUUCUCGUACGCGCGUUGGCAGCGCCGCCACGCGUUGAAGCUUCCUACUACAAAAACUCGACUUAAUUUUGUGACACUUUUUGAAAAUCACACACAAACAAGAUAUUUAUGUUCGUUGUAGAGAGCGAGCCGCCAGCGUUUCCUCUGAUAUUUUGUCUAAUCGCUAGGAAUACGUGAAAUGAAAUGUGAUAAAUCGGAUUAGGAUUUUAGGUGGAGAAAGAAAAAUCGAUUGGUACAAUAAUACAUAAAAUAUUCCGACGCCGUGUUAGAGCCAACUUGAACAAAAUGCACUGUUAAAAUGUAGCUUUUGUAAUAAAAAAGAAACACGAAAAAGAGGGAAAAACAAAACAAACGAAAGCAGUUGUUAGUAGUGGCAAAGCGCAAAAAUAACUCGUUGUUUGAUAAACCAAAAUCAAUUAUUAUUAAGACAAAAAAGAAAUCACUUGUUUACAAACAACCAAACAAAGCAUAAAUGAUCAUCUUAGAAGACUGUAGAAGUUGACACAUAAAAAAAACGCGUUAAAAAAUAAUUAAAAUUUAAACAAAAAUCACUCCAGCUGAACGCAACUGCACGCAAAACGCUUGCAAAUGUGUGCGCCAAAAAAUGCGAGUGAGAUUAAGUUAGCCAAACAAAAAGUUCGAGUGAAAACGUGAGAGAGACUAAACAAGAAUAACAUUCACCCAAAAAAGGCUUUACCCCGCGAAUUUUUCCCACCCUAACGCUCCGCUAUGCUGCUCGAAACAAUUUAAAACGCAUUUUUUUUUUGAGUGUUUUUUAUGCUUCUGUCAGAUAAAAAAAGAUUAAAUCGGGUUACUCAAAUUCUGACGAAAAUAAUUUACCAUAAGCCGAUUUGUGGGGGGUUCCACGAUUUCGUUUUUUUUUCAGUCCAAAAAUGCAACACAAACACAAGUAGGCGGCUUUCUUUUCCCUCCACGCCAUUUAGAAAGGAGGAAGGGGACAUUUGCCGUCUAGACGGAUGGUCGUAGUAGGCGGUGCCUCCGACAAAUAGACGCGAAUCUUGUUCAAAUCAAAAAAAUAACGGUCAAUUUGAAUGAUAUCGGAAAUUCACCACGGCAAUUUUGAAUUCACCCCAACGCGUUUGACAGUUGCUCGAAGCUGCACGCAUAUUUUAACUUAAUGAUUUCCGUCUGUUUGUCUGUGGCGAUACUUUUGAAAAUUUAACGGGGCGUGACUAAUAGUUAUGAUUUAUUCAAAGACGCGCGAUCGAGGUUGGCCUUGACUUUGGUUGCAAGCCUCUGGAUGGGAAAUUAAGAAGGGAAGGCUUUUCUGGGGGUUUUUCAAUUGGAUUACUACCAAAAAACGAUAACGCGAUUUGCGAUGUACCAAUUUGGUGAGCAUUUGAAAUUACUUUUUUUUAUAGAUUUUUGAAAGAUAAAUCAUUUCUAGAGUUUUUUUUUUCAAAAGGUCUUAUAAACAUAUAAAGCAAAAUAGUUUAUAGGACCUUUUCAAAACAAACUCUUGAUUUGGUAAAAGAAAAAUGAAAGUGAAAAUAAUUAUAUACGCGAUAAUUUCAUUUUAAGAAUUUUGGCAAAACGAUUUAAAAAGGGGAAACGUAACAUCAACUGACAUGAGCUGUUUGUUGACACUUUGUCUUAGGCUCAUUCUAUUGCAUUGCUUAAAAAUGAAGAUAUGUUUGUGUUACGUUUUUUUUAAAUUUUAAUCUUUGCGUAUUUUCAAAUUUAAAUUUAUGUAAUUUUCCUCAACACCUAACUUACUCAAAUUUGAGUAACUGGGGUAAAAGUAAAAUUUGAGUGAAUUUCACAAAGAAUUCGCGAGUUUUCGAGCUGUCAAAAAUAGUUUUCACGGAAACUGGAAUUUAUACGGCAAUUUAUAUGGCAAUUUUAGAAAAAGGGAAAAUUUGACUAUUUUCGGGCUUUGACUAUUUUCACCGGAUUUUUUUUCUGAAUAAUAUUUUUCAAAAACAAAUUCAACUAAAAGCGUUUUUCUGUUCAGUUUGGCAUGCUAAAUAACCCUCCAGAAAAUAAAUCCGGUGAAAUUUGGUCGGAAAAUUUUCAAAUUAUGACGUUUCUCAAAAUCGCCAUAUUAAAUCCGGUUUUCGUGCUAACUAUUUUUUGACUGCUCGACAACCCACCUAAUCUAAUCUACAUACCUUGGAUGAAUUCUUUGUGAAAUUCAUUCAAAUUAGACACUUGCCCCUGUAACUUAAAUUUGAGUAAGUUUGGUUUUUAGGAAAAUUGAGGAAAUUCAAAUUUACUCAGUUUUCAUGGAAGCGAACUUACUCAAAAUUGAGUAAGUGGAGCAAAUGUCAGAUUUGAGUAAAUUUCUCAAAGGUGAAAGGAUUUAUCCAAAUCUAACACUAGCCACAUGUACUCAUUCUUUGGGUAGGUUUGUUUUUGACGAAAACUGAGUGAUUUAAAAUGAGGGUGUAGACUGGCAGUUCAAGGUGAAACGUCAAACGAGUGGUUGCACUCCUUUUUUUGCAUUAGAAAGUUAGUGUUACCCAUUUGUAUGCCGCUGUUGAUAAAUAAACAAAUAAUCAAACGCCUUUAUAAUAUAACAAAAAAAUAUGUAAAAAGAACAUCCGAGUGAGCUAAAGUUCAUACAAUUAUUGAAGGCCAUUUUUUAUAUUAAAAAAUGGCACGUAAAUUUAGUCGAUAGAAAUAGUUAUGAAACAUUGGGCGCUGAGCGAAAAAAAAUAUUUAGGAAAAAAUAAAACGCAUCUGAGUAGGUAAACAAACUCCUUGCUAAACGUGUAAAACCUAUGUGUACUGAAAAAAAUCUAUUCGGAUUGCUUAAACAAAUUAAUCAAAGCUGAAAAAAAAUCCGAGCCUUUCAAAACGUUACUUUUCGUCCCUCCCGGAAGUUCCAGUCCUCUCAGUUUCCUUAGCAACCAAAACCAUGACAACCACAAGAACUCACCGAUUUAUGACAGAAAUUAACCCGAGCAUCACACUGAAUGUAAAGAAAAUAAACGAACCUAUAAUGCUAAGCAGAGUACUUCAAAACUUCAUAUCAAAAACUACCAAUAACAAAACUAAAAAAACCCUAAAUAAACUAUAUUGCGAGUUGCAACGCUGCAAACUGAUGGACAAAGUAAACGUAAUGGAUUGCGAUUAGCAAAAAUAAGAAGAAUAAAAAUAAAACCGUGACUGUAUUGGUGUUUGCCGAGAAACUUGUGAGCAGGAAAAGCGAAUAUUCAUAUAUAUUAUAUAUAUUGUACUAAGUGGACACUUUAGCGCGUAGGACACUAUAUUUAGGGGGACAAACCAUCGACGGAAUGUGGGACAAUGUGAAAACGAUGUAAAAAAUGUACUGUAAACAACACUUUUAUGAUAAAAAAAAAACUAUGAAGAAAAAAAAACGCCUAUGAUUGUAAACGUAGAUAAAAAAAACUAAUCAAACGUCGAACGUACAUGCUGCAAAAAUAAAUUAAUAAAAUCUAACGCUAAACACAAACGUGAGCUACUAUUUAGCCAAAAGAUACCAUUUCUAAUAGACAAAUGCGUCCGCAGUCGUCCAAAUCUCAGAAUGCCAUCGCAGUUGGCCGCUGUUUGUUUUCAUUGGUGGCGAUCUCGAAUUAAGCGUGUUUCUUUUUGACAGUUUCAAAUUUCUACCGAACCUACUCAGAAAUGAGUAAAUUGGGCUUCUGUCAGAUUUGAGUGAAUUUCACUCAGAAUUCAACAAGAAUUGCGAGACAUUUACUCAAAUCUGACAGAAGCCCAUUUAACUCAAUUCUGGGUAGGUGUAGUUUAGACGAAAAAAUGGGUGAAUUUGAUUUUCGUGUAGAAAGCCAAUUCAAACACUGGAAAAAAUCAACACGUCAAUUGCACCGGUGAAAACUUGCAACGGGAAACAAAUCAUCAUCACGAUCGGUGUUGUUCACUCAAACUCAGUCACACACUCUCUCGCUGCUUCACAUUUUAAAUCCAUUUUCAAGGCACACAAUGCUUUCACAAUCCUGAGCACUCUCAGUUCGAGUUCAUUUGUAUGAAAAAAAAAUCAUUUCCUCUCACAUUUUUGGCCGCAUGAUUUUAUUCCCUUUUCCUUCACCAACAAAAUCUUUUUAAAUUAUUACAAACAGAAAAAGCACAAAAAAUCACCGAAAAAUGCAAGAGGAUUGCAAAAGUACACAUUUUUUCAUAACUAAUUUUCUCUUCGCAAUGCAACAGUAUCUCACACAGAAACACGUGUUUUUCGAAUCCCAAACCGGAAUGCAUUUGCAUGAUUGCGGCAAUUGAGCAGAGAUCUUACUCCUUGACUUUUAAAGCGACUCUUUUUUUCCCCCUUUAAUAGUAAUUUGGAUUUGUAAGUAAGUUUUCUCACUCUUUUUUCGGCAAAACUUUGAGCAAUUAGGUACUUUUUUCCAAAUUUUGGGCUUAUUUUUCUACUCGAAUAAAUUUUGUCUCUCCUAUGAUUAACAUUUUUUUCCGUUUAUUUUCGUUCGCUCGCGCUACUUGAUCUCUCGUUAUCAGUUUUGUUCACACCAAAUAACCUCUCGAUUUGUUCUUUCUAUAGGUCUUUCAGAAACAAACGAUUUCUUUUGAACAAACAAACAAAUACUAAAUUCUCCCUCCAACGGUUGGUACGUUCAAACUCCGAACACAGAUCGGUUACAUUGUGCGUGAUUUAAAAAUGUCGUGAUAAACAAAAAUCCAAGUCUUACUUUGAAAUAUCAAUAGUAUUACCAUUUACUAAACUACAAAAUUUUCAGCUAAAUUCAACUAAAAUCCGUAUCAAUAAUUAAACUGAUGGGAUCAUAAAAAUAUAUAUCGCAUAAGUUUUACUCCGUAAUAAAAUUAAUUCUAAACUAGCGAGCUAAGGAAACCCAAACAAAUAAACCCUCACACAUUUUCCAAACAUUUACCAAGGUAUUGUAUUUGUAGGGUUUUUCGACCUACUUUCUCUCAAAAUACAAAUAUUUAUUACGUCAAACUCGUGUGCUUAAAGUGAUGGAAUUACUUUCCAAAUUCGGGUACCAAUUACACACAUAAAUCGAGAACUCAAAGUAGAUCAAAGUUAGAGUUAUUUACACUGAGUAGUGAAAAACUAAAAUCGAAUAAUUACAAAAAAAAAUUUAAAGCAAAACUGCACCGGCGAAAAUUGACACGCAAUUGUGAGAAUGCAUUUCACUCAUCACCCCCCAGUUCUGGUAUUUUUCUUUAAUUCUUCCCUUCCCGUUGUUUCGAAAUCAGCACCCAAAUUUACGACAAACUGUGGUCAAAACUAAUCACUCUAUACAUACUUAUUAAUGGUCCUUUCUUCUAGCCAGGGACACGUGCUUACACUCAAAAUUAAAACUGCUUAUCCUGGUCAUCUUUCACGUCAUGCUACAUUUGUAAAACUAUAUCGUAACGAUGCGUCAGUUGUGUGUCGUGUAUUCCAUGCUUAGAUAUCCUGAUAUUCAAGUAAACUUACAAUAUCAAAUCAGCCACACCAACACAAACAAACAAAUGUUCAAUGAUACAAAUGACUAAACGAAAAAAAAAUCUGCAACCUAAAACAUCUUUGAAACACUGCAAAAGCUCUUUGUCUUUUUACUACCAAUUAAAAAAAACACACACACAAAACUCAAACACAAUAUUGCAACAUUUCAAAUAAAAAAACACACACACACAAACAAACAGUGCAAAAGAAGGUGAACCGCAGCAGAA
Molecule: messenger RNA, 8359 nt
Organism: Culex pipiens pallens (northern house mosquito)
Lineage: Eukaryota; Metazoa; Arthropoda; Insecta; Diptera; Culicidae
Exons: 8
Coding region: 1047-2369 (440 amino acids)
Molecular function (GO): protein binding
Source: RefSeq, a predicted model, not a curated record